Messenger RNA from Scophthalmus maximus (turbot), 799 nucleotides. It is a transcript of the gene cnep1r1, whose product is annotated as CTD nuclear envelope phosphatase 1 regulatory subunit 1. Bases 93 to 470 code for a protein of 125 amino acids. Lineage: Eukaryota; Metazoa; Chordata; Actinopteri; Pleuronectiformes; Scophthalmidae. Gene Ontology annotation, cellular component: Nem1-Spo7 phosphatase complex; cytoplasm. The transcript has 6 exons. The record is from RefSeq and is a predicted model, not a curated record.
GAGCUUACCACACAGCCAAUAAGGAUUGGUUUGCACGGCCUGUCCUUCUGUGGACGGGAAGCAGCGACAGGCUGCUGGUACUAGCAGCAGACAUGAAUUCCUUGGAGCAGGCCGAAGACUUGAAGGCCUUUGAGAGAAGACUGACAGAGUAUGUCUCCUGUUUGCAACCUGCAACCGGCAGGUGGAGAAUGAUCCUGAUAGUGGUGUCCGUUUGUACUGCUACUGGGGCUUGGAACUGGUUGAUAGACCCCGACACACAGAAGGUCUCGUUCUUUUCGUCACUGUGGAAUCAUCCCUUCUUCACCAUCAGCUGCAUCACUCUAAUAGCUCUCUUCUUUGCUGGGAUACACAAACGAGUUGUGGCACCAUCCAUUAUUGCUGCCCGAUGUCGGACAGUUUUAGCAGAAUACAACAUGUCCUGUGAUGAUACGGGGAAACUUAUUCUCAAACCAAGACCUCACAUCCAAUAACCACCGGCUCGUGUGGGCUGCUCAGACACUGUACCUGGCCUUUGCUGAGAGCCUCCGAUCGCUCAGUGACCUGCGUCCUCUGGGUGCUCACGUUUCUGCCAUUGUGACAGGACAAGGGCGAAAAGAACGGAUGGGGCCUUUUAACAGUGUUGCUGUGGCGAUGUCUUCAUUUGAAGCUGCUGAUCCGCUCACACAGCCUUUGAUAUAUUUUAUUCAGUCGGUUUGAGUUCAGAUGUGUUUAUUUCUGUUUCUGAUGUCAAGCAUGUAUUUUAUCUAAAUGUUUCUAUUUUUAAAAUUAAUUACCUAAUAAACUCUCCAGGUGUGGAAAA